GAUUCCCCGUCCUAGGAGUCCCCGGAGAGUUCUGGUCUCAUCCAUUCUUCACCUGCCUGGAGGAACACAAGAGGAACAACCAGCUCCCCGUGAAUCCUUCUGCGCCUGUAGGCAAAUCUCUCGCCCCAUUUGGUGCUAAAUGUCUCUUUCCCUCCCAGACACCACGCAAACCGACAAAGGGAUUUCGUUCCUUGCAAAGCUUGUUCCAAGCUUCUCCCAGGGCCCGCCGUUAAUCCCGGGAAGCCUGACUGACCCCAGGAAGCCUGACUGACCCCGGGAAGCCUGGCUUCCCCCCAUGGCAGCUGCCUACAGACACGUCCCCAGCAAGAGGGCAGGUCUGUGGGACACCCACGCGCGCGACGGCGUCAAAGACACGGGGACGUCCCCGAGGCCGUGCUGGGAAGCGGUGGCAGAGGAGGGAGACAGAUACAGGCAGUGUGUUGCCUGUCCAGGUGCUGGGCUCCCCUCUCCGUGCCCCUGCCUGUUCCUCCUGCAGCUUGGCUGCCUGUCACCGCUUCCCCUGGGGCAGGUCCCGGACACCUGUGAGCAGGCAGGCAAUGCCCACAGAAAGUCAGCUCAAAGCUGGUUUGCUGGCAGCAAGCAGCCCGUGCCCACCUUGGAACCAAUCCAGGGAUGCUUUUGCCGGUGCGUGCUGCUAUGUCCUGCCCUGAGGUCUCCAUCCCCGGGAGGUUUCCUGUCCCUCUCCCCAGCAGUGACUGCUGCUGCUCUGAGCCUCUCCAGCGCUCACGUUUCACCAGCCAUAAAAGUGUCUGGAGAAGGAAAGGGAGCCGUGGCGUGCCGGGCGAGGGGAGGGAGCGAUGUCUGUCCCUGCCACUGCUGCAAACCCUGUCCUGCCGCCCGGGGCAGGCAGCCGCUGGUCUCCCUGUGGUGACCCAGCCCCUGGCCUCCCCCUCCGCCUGUCCUGUGUGACUGGAGAGGUGCCCAAAAUGGAUCAAUGAGCCACCGAGAGAAAAUGAGCCGGCAGCGAUUCCUCAGCCCGCGAGCAGGCGAUGGGAUGUCCAUUGCACAGGGCUGCCAGACGAGGCACAGGGACCAUGGACUGGUUUGUGGGGACCCAGAAAGAUGGGGGCACAGCAGCUGUUGGGGGUCCAGAGUCGAGCUCUCUCCUCUCUGCUCCGGCUCAGGCUCAGCCAGCCUGAAGGCUCCUGCAGCUCUGUUUCAAGGUUCAGCACAGCAUUUGCUCACCGACCCACGCUGCCGGCUGCAGGGACCCCCCUCUGCCUGGACCCCAACCAUGGCCAUAACCAUGACGGCUUUGGCCGGGUGCAGCAGCAGACCAUGCUGAGCCCCGCAGCCCCUGCCUGGGAAGGAUGCUCAUCACCAUGCUCCCUCUUUUCUUUUCCUCCUGCAUCCCAAACGCCUCAAGCCACCGGUGACCCCGGUGCUGCCGCACACGAGCUUGCCACGGCUCAGCUCAGCCCCGAGGCACUUCGAUGCCCGGCGGUUCCAGUGUCCCCCACAGCAGCCCCCCAGGCUUCCCAUCCAUCCCAGUGCCAGCUGGCCCUGCCACGGGAUUAGGCGGGAGCACGCAGGGAAAACACUGAGCAUCUCUCCGGAUCAAACACCCACGGGGCAGCGGGGAGGGGGUGUAAUUCAUCUCCCCCUCCCCGUUCGAGGCCAGCUGGGGGCUGCCCAGCGCCGGAGCUGGGGCGAGCGUGCAGCCACCAUUUAUUGGCAGCAGGAGGGAGGCGAUCGGGGGAGUCAGUCAGGUGUGGACGAGGUAUGAGGGAAGGCAGGGAUGGAGCCGUGCUCGUGACAGCCGGUGCUGCCGAACGCUCGCGCGCAUCCCUCCUCCCGCCGAGAUGCAGCAGGGCCGGCCAUCCCUCUGCUGCGUCUCCACCAUCCGCAGCUCUCAGGGACCACCCGAGCCAGCCGCCGCCGCUCACUUCAGCUUCUGCCGCAGCCUCCUGGAGCACACGGUCUCGGCCGAAAACCUCAGCUACCGCCUGCAGAGGAACCCGGGCAGCAGCCUCACCUGGCACGACGGCCGGAGCCAGCGGGCCGACGGCGGCCGGACCGUCAAGCUCCUGCGGCAGCCAGGGACCGAGGGCUCGCAGGGCCGUGCCUGUGACCACUAUGGCAUCUACCACACCAGCCCCACGCUGGGCAGCCUGGCCAAGCCAGUGGUGCUCUGGACCCAGCAGGAUGUGUGCAAAUGGCUGAAGAAGCACUGCCCGCAUAACUAUCUCAUCUACGUCGAGGCGUUCUCCCACCACGCCAUCACAGGUCGGGCGCUGCUGCGGCUGAACGGGGAGAAGCUGCAGCGCAUGGGCAUCGCUCAUGAAGCGCAGCGGCAGGAGGUCCUGCAGCAGGUCCUGCAGCUCCAGGUGCGCGAGGAGGUCCGAAACCUGCAGCUGCUCAGCCAAGCUUCUUUUGGAAAUGUCUCCUAGCUGAUCCGUCUGUUUGGCAGAUUGCACCAACACUGUGAACCGAGCACCUCUGGGAUGGACUGUGCACCGCCGAUACGAGACCUGAACCACACACUUGGAAUACGAAGAGACAGCUUCCCAGCCACGCCGGGGCUUCUCUCCUUCUUCUCCCUCUUUCUUUUUUUAUGAAUACAUUUCUGUGCAGAGAUGGGAGGUUUCCUCCAGCAGACGUGGCUCUUGGCUGGAGGAAAAUUAGCAAAACAGCCGCUGGGACAGAUGAACUUUUGCCCACCUGAGCCUGAGGGUUCACAGGGAAAGAGAUGGAAAAAAGGAGACGGCGACAGGCAGGGCUCAGCAUUGCGGACAAAUCGAGCGCAGUUAUUCCUGGGACGGCUCAGAGCCAUGCACAGGAAGAUGAAGCCUUAUGCACAUGGGCGACAUCCCAGCACCCGGCGGCUCGUGUCCGUAUCUUGGAGCUUAUUUAGGGAGCUUUAGUCUUCUCUUCAGACUGGGCUGUCUUCCAGCAUCCCAGGAGGUAAAAUUAUCAGUAGCAAAUAAGAUGACCUGACCAGCCAAAAAAAAUUAAAAGCAGCGCCAAGCCACCAGCACCCGGCUCCACUUGGUGAGUUAAAAAGGGAGCUGAGUCAUCAGAGCUGGAAAAUCUGGGAGCAAAGGCAGGGUGGACGCGCCAGGAGGGUGCCGUGACCUGGAGGAAGCUGUGCCAGGAUCUCGUCCUUCAUCCGUCCUUGUUUGCGGGCAGACGGGGAAGCCGAUGCAGGGGCCGGGUGGGAGAAACCGAGGAUGCUGCCAGCUGGUGCCGGGUGCUGCCUGGGGUGAGGCUGGGGGUUCCUGGGUGCCAGGUCCCCCCCAGUCCCGGUGCCUAGUCGUGCUCCUUCCCACACCCUCUGUGCUCCCACCAGCUCUUUGCAAAGCUUUGCUCCUCCGGGCAUUUGCAAAUGCUCAUCCCGACCUCCUGCCCAGGGGCUGGGGACAGUGCCACCAAACCAAGGCACCGUCCUGAUGACCCAGCUCGUCAUUAAGGUGAAGCAACUUUUACUGUUACACCCCCCCCACCCCCCGAACCCCCCACUGUCCGGAGCCACAGACCGCUCAUGCAGGCAGGUAAGGAAAAAUGAUGUGUAAAACCGAGGAUUUGGGGGAAGGGUGGAUGCUGUCACCUCCCCGCAUUCCCCCUCUGGUGACAAGGACAGGGCUGUGGAGCCAGGGGGGGUCCAAAAACAGCAGCACCCCAAAGCCCCUGGGGCAUCGGAACUGGCAGGGGUGCGCAGGCAGGUCACGGUGGCCCCCCCGGCCGGGUGCCCACCCACCACUCGCCUGCUCCUCUGCUGGUAAUAAAAUAAGAGACUGUUAUUUUAA
Harpia harpyja (harpy eagle) is the source of this 3767-nucleotide messenger RNA. RefSeq names its product sterile alpha motif domain containing 10 (gene SAMD10). The transcript is spliced from 5 exons. Gene Ontology annotation, molecular function: protein binding. The record is from RefSeq and is a predicted model, not a curated record. Gene Ontology annotation, cellular component: cytoplasmic side of plasma membrane. Bases 1824 to 2411 code for a protein of 195 amino acids. Gene Ontology annotation, biological process: cell surface receptor protein tyrosine kinase signaling pathway. Lineage: Eukaryota; Metazoa; Chordata; Aves; Accipitriformes; Accipitridae.